Linnemannia hyalina is the source of this 1719-nucleotide messenger RNA. The record is from the annotation of a GenBank genome assembly. Lineage: Eukaryota; Fungi; Mortierellomycota; Mortierellomycetes; Mortierellales; Mortierellaceae.
AUGGGCCUUCGGCCUAUAUUGGACGCCGACACUCCAAAUCCUUUGAUUCGCGAGAAAUCAUCAGAGCUGGAAGUUUUUUUUUACGAUGAACCUCCAGUCCGAUGGCUACCUGAAGUCUAUGCUGAGCUUCAUGGCGGGGACACUAAGGGCUUUGUCGAUGGCGUAAGACAUAUGUCCACCUGGGGACGCUUCCCACUGCGAUCGUCGACACGCACUCUGCUAGAGCACUGUGAGUCGGACUAUGGCAAAAAGCAGCUUGCCCUUCUGGUUUCAUUCUUUACCUUCCAAGUUGUGUCUGACUACCUAGCAAUCAAUGCUGGCUCAUGCUCGGCGGACCAACUGAAAGAUGACCUGUACCCAUCAGGCGCGAGGAAAGACAGCGGAAAUCCAGGCAGUCAUACAACCGCCGACAUUGACUACGAAGACCAAGAGACACCACCUCCAAAGAAAGCUCGCGUCGGGCAGGUCACCACGCAUCGGUCACAUUUAUCUCCCACUACUGAAGAUGGCUACAACACGACUGGUUCUCCACUGGCACCCCGUGCACGAUCCUUGAAACCUAUCAGCCCCGCAGCACUUCUUGCUGGAGGAUCAGCUCCAGCAUCGCCAGAUUACAAUCUUCGUGACGGCUACACCUUACCUCCGUGGGCUAAGGACCGUCCCUUGCACACAUUCAAGUUACAGCUACUGGAUGAUUGGGGCCCUCGAUUGACAGGUCUAUAUGAAGCAGCCAAGACUAAACCUGUCCUUGAUCAUACUCAUGUUGAUGAAAUUGCCUUGCUAUCUGGCAUACUCCACCUCAACAAGAACCACGUUGGGUUCACUGGCCAGGAGGUAAAAAAGAUCUCCAGAGAAGUUCUCCAAAAAUUUUACAGUCGAGAGAAAGAGGACGAGGAUAUUCAGCGGUCUCAGGAUGCUGCUCUCCUCUGGACAAGCUGGGUUCAGAAAUGGAAGUCGCUUCUUCUGAACGAGAAGGUUGCGGCACAGAGAGAUGAUCGGGAUCCAGCCAAGGUGGUUAACACAGAACCAGUUGUGGAGGCGAUACUGUCGUCCUAUGCUGAUUGCAGGAGCAAAAACAUCACGUCAAUCUUUUUCAUUGCCUUGCACGUGUUUCGUGAAUACAACAACUGGGCUGCUAUGGUUUCUGAGUCGGAUUGUUUGAUGGCAGUUGUUGGUCCGAUCUUGAAAGAGAUCAUGUCUCUCCAACACAAAAUCAAGUUUACAUGUGCCAACGCUUGUACAUCCGUCGGAAAGACCAGAAAGGCCACGCUCAAACAAGAUGGUCAGUCCCGCCAACCCGAUGUCAUAGGGCAGACGGAGGACAAAGAUGGAAAGGCUGUCAAUACGGAUAUCCUCCGCCUUGCAAUCUUUUCCAAGGAUUCUCUGGACGUGUUACACAACACCUUGGAGCAAGGCCCGCCACUGCUGACCUUCCAGACUGUUGGUCUCGAUGUUACCUUCUUCUUGGGAACCAAGAUCAACAACACUAUUGUUCACAUUCAGCUAUCGACUGUCAAGCUACCAUCACGUUUGACUGAGCUGGAUCUGGACCACGAUUUCUUUUUUCACCUAUUCCAAGUCCAGACCUUGAUCAAUAUCACAAACGAUCGCCUUGAGAACAAGAGGGAUGAGCCACUACAAGAGAUCUUUUUCCCGACCCUUGGGACUCCAGAGCGUAAUGCAGCUUUGAAGAGUCCGCUUAAGAGAGCUACCGCAUGA